Messenger RNA from Mytilus trossulus (common blue mussel), 2150 nucleotides. RefSeq names its product properdin-like. The record is from RefSeq and is a predicted model, not a curated record. The coding region runs from base 1 to 1569 and encodes 522 amino acids. Lineage: Eukaryota; Metazoa; Mollusca; Bivalvia; Mytilida; Mytilidae. The transcript has 13 exons. Gene Ontology annotation, molecular function: protein binding.
AUGUGUACGUUUGCAUUCAAACGAUUCAUCAGAGACGCUCAAAUAAUACAGAUUAAGAAUGGCAAAAUAAGAGACUUUGACCACAAUCAAAUUAAUUCCCUAGAUGCUACAUCAUUUUCUGGACUAACAUUGGUUCGUCAAAUAAUGCUUCGACGAAAUCAACUUAAUUCCCUAGAUGCUGCACCAUUUUCUGGACUAACAUCCCUUGCAAUAUUAGAUUUAUCCUACAACAGAAUUUCUAGUAUAGAUGAUGAAUUGUUAGUUGUUCUUCGGACUGUGCAAAUUUUAGAUUUAAGAUAUAACAAGCUUACCACCUUUAAACCUUUAAACCAAUUUAGUGGAUCACUGAAUCAUCUAUACCUUUCACACAAUAACAUUAAUUCCAUCGAUGCUACAUCAUUUUCUGGACAAACAUCACUUACAUUAUUAGAUUUAUCCUUCAACAGAAUUUCUAGUAUAGAUGAUGAAUUGUUAGUUGUUCUUCGGACUGUGCAACUUUUAAAUUUAAGAUAUAACAAGCUUACCACCUUUAAUCCAAUUACUAAUAAUAGUUUGGGAUCACUGAAUACACUUGGUUUGAGCGGGAACCCAAUCGUCUGCUGUACAAUGAAAGAAUUUGUAGAUUGGACCAAAACAGUAUCAUGGCGUUUCAUUGGUGGAUCGUGUACCGAUUUCAAUGAAAGUACACCGAUCCUAAGUUUCAAUACGUCAAAAUGUAUUGUUCCAGUUGAUGGUCGAUGGAGUGAGUGGAAUAACUCCACAUGUUCUGUGACAUGUGGAGUAGGCAUUGUAAAUAGUAGCAGAACAUGUGAUAGUCCUCUUCCAUCUCAUGGUGGAAAGCAAUGUAUUGGUGAAGCAAAUAUCACGACAUCCUGUAACUUAGUAGACUGUCCAAUUGACGGCGGAUGGGGGUCCUGGUCGAACCAAACUUGUUCCGUCACAUGUGGAAAAGGUAUUCAGUCCAGAAAUCGAUCUUGUGACAGUCCAGUUCCCUCUGCGGAUGGCGCAACAUGUAAUGGGUCGAGUGUAGAUACAUCGGGUUGCAAUUUAGAAGAUUGUCCAGUAAAUGGUCAGUGGGGUUCCUGGUCGACUGGACCAUGUUCUGUCACAUGUGGUAAUGGUAUUAGAUAUAGGAAGAGGAGUUGUGACAGCCCACCAGCUUCUAACAAUGGACAAGGUUGUAUUGGUUCUUGCGCAGUCUCUGUGAUUUGUACCUUAGAAGUGUGUCCAGAAUCAAAGAAAUGGAAAGGAUAUCAUGGAAUAAGACUGAAUAGCAGAAGAUAUCACGGAAUAAGACUGAAUAGCAGAAGAUAUCAUGGAAGAAGACUGAUAAGCAGAAGAUAUCAUGGAAUAAGACUGAAUAGCAGUAGAUAUCACGGAAUAAGACUGAAUAGCAGAAGAUAUCAUGGAAUAAGACUGAAUAGCAGAAGCUAUCAUGGAAUAAGACUGAAUAGCAGAAGAUAUCAUGGAAGAAGACUGAAUAGCAGAAGAUAUCAUGGAAUAAGACUGAAUAGCAGAAUAUAUCAUGGAAGAAGACUGAAUAUUAGAAGAUACAAAAACAACAUCUAACAUGUACAUCAUGUUAAUGUUGUAACUCAUGAUAAUGCAAAACAAUGGAAUUAUUUCUCAAGUAAUUUAAGUGGGAUUUAAUAAAAACAAAUCUUUGUUUUGUCUGAUAUGGCUAAUUAUUUGCUAUGAGUUAUCUUUUCUUUCUUUAUCAAACAUUUUUUAACAAGGUAUCUUGGUAGAUCUUCAUCAUAGGGAUUGAUAAUUUGGAUGCCAAAUACUACUGAUUUAUAAUUUCCUUAAUUGAAACUUUAAGGUGGUACCUUACACAACAGGCAGAUAAACGUUUUAAUUUUACUGUGUUGUUAAGGGAAUAUUAAGCUUCACGAUGAUCAAAACUCGUGUUUGUAAAACUGCUACAUAACCAGUGUAAUUUUUCUGAUAAAUUGGUUGGUUCAAAUAUUUUGAAAUUUUUAUAUUUUUUUAAAAGGGUCAAAUUAAAUACUUUGUCAAAAUUUUGUGAAAAUUAAACGAGCCAAAUUAAUUUCAGUGAAGGUGUUGGGUACCAACUUUAACAAGUUGCAUGAAAAUAUGUAUUUUGGAAUAACAGACCUCAACUGUUUUAUCUGUCUUUUAUCUGACAA